Messenger RNA from Histoplasma mississippiense, 1746 nucleotides. RefSeq names its product asparaginyl-tRNA synthetase. Gene Ontology annotation, molecular function: nucleic acid binding; asparagine-tRNA ligase activity; ATP binding. The transcript has 2 exons. The record is from RefSeq and is a predicted model, not a curated record. Gene Ontology annotation, biological process: asparaginyl-tRNA aminoacylation. The coding region runs from base 1 to 1746 and encodes 581 amino acids. Lineage: Eukaryota; Fungi; Ascomycota; Eurotiomycetes; Onygenales; Ajellomycetaceae. Gene Ontology annotation, cellular component: cytoplasm.
AUGGCCGCCACCACUUCAAUUCUGGUACAUAUUGACGAAGAUGUUGGCAAUGAUGACCAAACCGCAACUGGAACAGAAUCUUCACCUUUUAAGACUCUAGUAUAUGCUUUCCUCCAACAGCCGCCUUCAACACCCGAUAUUCAAUAUCUGACACGGAAAUCAGUGACGGGUCCUGUCAAUGAAGGAGAAGACCCUUCCGUGCGAUUGGAAUGGAGGCCCGCCACCAAAUCCGCGCUGAAAAAGGCCAACAACCUAUACGAACAACGGAAGAAGAAAGCAGCAAAGGAGAAGGAGCUAGCCAUUCGGGAGAAAGAUGAGAUAGAAAAGCGGAAAUUAGUUCUCGAGGAGGCUAAGAAGGUCAUCAUCAAGGAAGAUGAGUCGCUGCCCAAGCCACUCAAGAUCAGGCUGAACGAGACUGACCCCGCGAAAAUCAAGCUGAGGCCGAGCGAUGGCGAUGAGAUCCCUGGCACCCGUGUUCGCGUAGUAGGGCGAGUUCAUCGUCUGAGAUCGCAAAAGGAUAUGAUGUUCGUGACGUUGUCAGAUGGAUAUGGGUUGUUACAAUGCAUUUUCACGGGCGAUCUAGUCAAAUCAUACGGCGCCAUGACUCUAACGCUAGAAACAUCGAUUGCAAUCCAUGGAGAAAUGCGAGCAGUACCGCCGAAGAACCAUGCGUAUGAUGAUCGCGAACUCCAUGCGGACUUCUUCACUAUAAUUGGUCGUGCUGCCGGUGACAAGGAGGCUAUUACUACCCGUGUUGCUCCUGACUCCGAUCCCCACACCCUCUACGACAACAGGCAUCUUGUGCUUCGAGGUGAGACUUCAUCUUCUGUCAUGAAGGUCCGUGCAGCGACUCUGAGAGCCUUCCGAAAAGUGUUCGAAGAAAAGGGUAUUUUAGAAGUCACGCCGCCGUCGAUGGUGCAAACUCAAGUUGAGGGCGGCAGCACCUUAUUUGAAUUCGACUAUUAUGGUGAAAAGGCCUAUCUGACCCAAUCUUCGCAACUGUAUCUCGAAACCUGUCUCCCAUCCCUCGGCGAUGUAUUCUGCAUCUGCCCAUCCUUCCGUGCAGAGAAGUCUCUCACCCGACGCCAUUUAUCCGAGUACACCCAUGUAGAAGCUGAACUCGACUUCAUCAGCUUCACCGACCUUCUCGACCACCUAGAAGAUAUGAUCUGCCGUGUUAUCGAGGUCGUUCUUUCGGAGCCAUUGAUUGCGCGAUAUGUAAAGCAGCUCAACCCCAAAUUUACACCACCGUCGCGCCCGUUCAAGCGAAUGAAAUACUCUGAAGCAAUCGAGUGGCUUCGUGAACACGACAUCCUCAACGAGGAAGGAAGUCAACACACAUUUGGCGACGAUAUUGCUGAAGCCGCGGAGCGGAAAAUGACAGACAUGAUGAACAUGCCAAUCUUCCUCACCCAUUUCCCUGUGGAGAUUAAGGCCUUUUACAUGAGAAAGGACCCCGAGGAUGCCCGCGUCACGGAGAGUGUGGAUGUGCUUAUGCCGGGUGUUGGCGAGAUCGUGGGUGGCAGUAUGAGGAUGGAGGACUGGGAUGAAUUGAUGUCGGCUUAUAAACGGGAGGGGAUGGACCCAUCACCGUAUUACUGGUACACUGACCAACGCAAAUAUGGCACCUCGCCACAUGGCGGUUACGGCAUUGGACUUGAACGGUUCCUAGCAUGGAUGUGUGCGCGUUACACCGUUCGUGAAUGCUGUCUCUAUCCGCGCUUUACUGGACGGUGUACACCAUAA